Magnolia sinica is the source of this 774-nucleotide messenger RNA. RefSeq lists its product as uncharacterized. The coding region runs from base 1 to 774 and encodes 257 amino acids. Lineage: Eukaryota; Viridiplantae; Streptophyta; Magnoliopsida; Magnoliales; Magnoliaceae. The record is from RefSeq and is a predicted model, not a curated record. The transcript has a single exon.
AUGCAAAUCCAGACUGCAACAGAUGCGAUGAUGUGUAGGGGAUUCUCUAUCACCUUUACUGGAUCCGCUCGGAGUUGGUACUGGCAACUCAAACCCAAUUCUGUUGGUUCCUUCGCAGAACUCAGCAAAUUGUUCCUUACCCAAUUUAUAAGUGGUAAGAAGUGUCAGAAGCCAACUACUCAUUUGUUCACCAUCAAGCAAGAGCCUAAAAAGUCGUUGAAGGACUUUAUUGCCCGCUUCAACGAGGAAGCAUUGCAGGUAGAGGACUACGAUGACAAAAUUGCGCUCUCUGCCAUGUUCAGCAGUCUAAAAGAGGGAAAGUUCACCUUCUCCAUUGGAAAGAAUCCUCCGAAGACAUUGGCAGAGCUCGUCACUAGAGCUCAAAAAUACACUAAUGUCGAAGAGUUCUCCAACUGCCGUAAAAAUGUUCAAGCAGUAGAGCCGCUAACCAAAGGGAAGAGGCAAAAGAAUGAAGAACCCCAGUCAUCCACCAAGAAGUCAAAUGACUGCGCUCCUCGUGAUCAUCGUCCGAGUAAGAAGCUUAAGGGUCGAUUCCGUUCCUACACUCCCCUUAACACAUCUACAGAACAAAUAUUACUGGACAUCAGAGGUCAGAAGCUCCUGAAUUGGCAUGUUUAUAUGAAGGCCAACGCAAAUCAUCAAGACAAGCGCGAGUAUUAUCGAUUCCAUCAUGAUCACGGCCACAACACAAGUGACUGUGUAAAUCUUGAAGAUGAGAUCGAGACCCUUAUCCGUAAGAGUCAUCUGCGCUGA